GGAAGGAAACCAAGGAUUUCUUUCCUUUUGCACAUCCAGAUCAUAGUGAACAUGCUGACCACAGACUGUCAUUAUAAAUAAUUGCAUUUUAUUCAACAAUUUGACUUUUGAAUUCUGGAUAUUUUGCUUUUUCGGUAUUUUAUCUAUUGUAGCUCAGUCCUAUUCAUUGCUGAUUUUAACGCUACAAACUCCUGUAAUGUGUUCCUGGGAUAAGUUUAUUCAGAAUGAUAUAUGCUAAAAAGAAACGUUUCAUAAAAAAUAAGACCUGUCUUUCUGCAUGUCAUCUGCGAUCUCCUAAUAUGGAAAAUUCAUCUCAUGAAAUGUUUUUUUUCCUCAGUACUUUGAACGACACAAAAUCAAACAAACUGAUUUAUUUUUCCUGUUCAUUUCUCAUCUAUUUGUUCACAAUUUUUGUGAAUUUGACUCUGGUUGUGUCUGUCAUGCUGGACAGAGUUCUGCAUGAGCCCAUGUACAUCUUCCUGUGUAAUCUGUGUGUCAAUGGGAUUUAUGGUGCUACAGGUUUCUACCCCAAGUUUCUCCUGGACCUCCUAUCAGACUCUCACGUUAUCUCAUACAGUGCAUGUUUAGCUCAAAUUUGUUUGGUCUACACAUAUGUGUUUUGUCAGCUUUCCAAUCUGACAGUAAUGGCUUAUGACAGGUAUGUCGCAAUAUGUAAACCCCUGAAGUAUCACCCCAUUAUGACCCCAGGAAAGGUGGGCAAAUUGCUGCUGCUACCCUGGCUGAUAUCCUUUUGUGAGACAUUAGUUGGGUAUAUUUUGAUGGCUAGGUUGCCUUUAUGUGGGUUCAAAAUUGAUAAACUAUAUUGCACCAGCUGGGAUGUGGUGAAGCUCUCCUGUGUUGACACCAGUGUGAAUAAUCUAUAUGGAUAUAUAAUACUUGUCUCUAAUUUCAUCCAAGCACUGCUGAUUGUAAUCUCCUACUUCCACAUCAUCAGGGCAUGUUUGCAAUCAAAAGCAGAACAGAACAAGUUCAUGGAGACCUGUCUGCCCCAUCUGAUCACUCUGACUACCUUCUAUGUAUCUGCGGCAUUUGAUGCCUUGUAUGCACGCUAUGGAUCCAGCAGCAGCCUGCAGGGUCUCCGUAACUUCUUCUCCAUAGAGUAUCUGAUCAUCCCUCCCCUGCUGGACCCCCUCAUUUACGGCCUCAAGCUGAAGCAGAUUCGUCGGAGCGUCUGGAGGCUGCUCAGCCGGAAAGUCAGUGCGCUGAUGUAGAUUCCAGAAUGUUCUUCCUUUCAGUAAACAAAAAUGGUGACAGACUCUAAAUUUUGUUUGAUGGACCCUUAAGCUGUAACUGUGAUGAUUUCAAAUUUAGUCAUAUUUAGGCAUGACAGGAGUUCUGUGCUAAAUGUGAGGAUCUAAUACUAAUGACAACCUCAAAUGC
This is a messenger RNA of Brienomyrus brachyistius, 1401 nucleotides long. RefSeq names its product olfactory receptor 8I2-like. Lineage: Eukaryota; Metazoa; Chordata; Actinopteri; Osteoglossiformes; Mormyridae. The transcript has a single exon. Gene Ontology annotation, cellular component: membrane. Gene Ontology annotation, molecular function: olfactory receptor activity; G protein-coupled receptor activity. Bases 225 to 1232 code for a protein of 335 amino acids. Gene Ontology annotation, biological process: G protein-coupled receptor signaling pathway. The record is from RefSeq and is a predicted model, not a curated record.